GGUCAUCAGACAUUGGAUCGUCUGGCUGGACAGCGGGCAUCGGGUCACCAGGCAUCAGCAGGCACCGGGUCAUCUGGCGCUGGAUCGUCUGGCUCGACAGCGGGCAUCGGAUCACCAGGCAUGACCGCGGGCACUGGGGUCAUCAGGCAUUGGAUUGUCUGGCUCGACAGCGGGGCAUCGGGCACCAGGUAUGACAGCGGGCACUGGGUCACCAGGCAUCAGGUCAUUUGGCUCGCCAGCAGGCACCGCGUCACCUGGCAAGGCAGUAGGCACCGAGUCACCAGGCACGACAGCGGGCUCUGAGUCAAUUGGCACGACAACGGGCACCGGGUCAUCAGGUACCGGAUGGUCUGGCUCAACAGCA
This is a messenger RNA of Staurois parvus, 364 nucleotides long. The record is from the annotation of a GenBank genome assembly. Lineage: Eukaryota; Metazoa; Chordata; Amphibia; Anura; Ranidae.